AGCUGCGGCCGCGGUUGACUGUAGACCCAUUGAAGCUCCGAUCAGCCAAGAUUUCGUGGCGGUGGAGAGGGAGAAAGGGAGAUAUAUCCUCAGUUGCUCCGCGGCUUCGGCAAGUGGACGAGGUGGUCCCCAAGCAAUUCCAAGCAGAGGCUUAGAUUGUACAGGAGCCAUCUUUCACCAUUACCAUCCACCAUCUGUAUUGCCCUUCUGGCUUCUGGUGAGCGAAGCUUUCAAUUCAACAAAAAUAGACUUGGGGAGGCUCGAUUUUUUUCCUGGUGGUGGACGGGAGUGAAAAUGGCUGCUCCUGCUCUGCUUCAUCAGCUCCCCACUAUUACUAACUACCAUCUCAACAGAAGAAGAUUGGGGAGAGGUUCCAGACCGCCGGAAAUUCCCCACAAUUAAUUUGUUCAGGGAUUGCUUCCGAGGUAUCCAUUCAGUUUGGGGUUUAUCUACAUCGGACACGUGUCAUAUGUACAGGAGCUUCUAAAAAUUGUAUUCACAUGCCAUUUGUGGCAAUGGUGAAGCCAUUGGAUGCUGCAGAUGAGCCUGAAUUACAUGAUAACAGCACAAGCAGAAACAGUUCAGUUGAACCAGAUCUCAAGCUGGUUCUUAGGGAGGGCUUUAGGGAAAAUUUUACAAGCAUUGAAGGAAAUCGACAGGCUAAUGGAACAAAUUUUAGCUGCAAUCAGAAUCUUGAUCCAGUGUAAACCAUCCUUCGGAAGAUCUUAUAUAUUGUCACAAUUUCACACAUGCAGGAGGAGAGAUGGCUCUAAUUCGUCGUCGACCACAGGAGGAUCUGAAGUAGCAUUUUUGCGUAGCACAGGAAUCACCAGAGAUGAUGAACACUCUGGCAAGCCCUCAUGUAAACCAAUCAAGGAGCAAGAUUUCUGGCAAGAUAGUCUGUUGGACACUGGAACUACUGCGGCUGUCAGGUCAAGGAGGCUUCUUGAGAGAAAAUCUAAGAAUGAGAGAAGAAAAUGGAACUCUAAUAAACCUUCUGAAACUCUCACUAGUGUCAAUCAAGAAAAGACUGUGUGGCUAGUUAAUAAAGGAAAACCAAGGUUGCGAGUCAAAGCUAGAAGGCUAUCAGUCAUUGAAGAAGCAGAGAUUUCAUCUUCAAUUAAGGAACUCAUGCGAGUGGAAGAAGCAAGAGGUUCUAUGAGAAAGGUGUUUGGGCGGGAGCCAACAAGGGGCGAAGUAUCCAGGGUUGUAGGAUCUGAUAUCAGCGCCAUGCGAUCAUCACUAAAGAGGGGAUGGUAUAGUAAACAUACACUAUUAAGCAGUUCCAUGGGUCUUAUCAGAUCUAUCGCAGCAGAACAUCAGGGUAGAGGUAUUGCCAUCGAGGAUCUUGUUCAGGCUGGUGUCCUGUCGCUGUUGCGAGGGAUUAAUAAAUUUGAUCAUUCACGAGGAUACCGUCUCUCAACUUACUCAUAUUGGUGGAUCAGGGAUGGCAUAACAAAAGCGGUUGUGAGAUACUCGAGGCUGAUCCGUCUGCCUAGGCAUGUAUAUACACUGAUUACCCGUGUUCGAAAAACAAAUAAGCUAUUGUCUGAAAAUUCUGGAAGGAUUCCAAGACCGGAUGAAGUUGCUGAAAUUGUUGGGUUGUCUGUUGAAAAUCUAUCAAUGGUUCUACAGGCCUCUAAGGAUCCUGUUUCUCUAGAUCAGCCAUUUCGCAGGGGCUCCUACACUACACACAUGCACUUGGUUCCUGAUGAAGACACUGAAACUGCCACAGAAAUGUUCAUGAGAGAGCUUCUACGUGAAGAGAUGACUAAACUGAUUGGAUCUAUUAGUCCCAGAGAAGCUGAAGUGUUGAGGUAUAGAUAUGGCUUCCAGAACGGCAGAACAAUGACACUGGAUGAGAUUGGCAGUAUCUUUAAAGUCUCCAAGCAGAGGAUUGGACAGAUUGAGUCUAGUGCUCUUGAUAAGCUUAAGCAAUACGGCGGCCUUCACAGCUUGAGACAUUUUCUUUAUAAGGACAGUGUUUGAAAUGGGAUACUUUGUAUAUGAAAUGGGAAUUCACCUGCUCGUUUUACAGUAGAACCGGUCUCAUUUUUUUUA
Molecule: messenger RNA, 2061 nt
Organism: Nymphaea colorata (pocket water lily)
Lineage: Eukaryota; Viridiplantae; Streptophyta; Magnoliopsida; Nymphaeales; Nymphaeaceae
Exons: 9
Coding region: 532-1989 (485 amino acids)
Biological process (GO): regulation of DNA-templated transcription; DNA-templated transcription initiation
Molecular function (GO): DNA-binding transcription factor activity
Source: RefSeq, a predicted model, not a curated record